Capronia epimyces CBS 606.96 is the source of this 1113-nucleotide messenger RNA. RefSeq lists its product as uncharacterized. Lineage: Eukaryota; Fungi; Ascomycota; Eurotiomycetes; Chaetothyriales; Herpotrichiellaceae. The record is from RefSeq and is a predicted model, not a curated record. Bases 1 to 1113 code for a protein of 370 amino acids. The transcript has 3 exons.
AUGAAUCUCCCAGAUCUGGCAAGCACGCCAGCACCGCUUUCAGGAUUUCCGGUUGGGAAGCCGUCUAUGGUUCAGGACAGUCGGGAUUUUGCGCCAGCCAGCCAGACACGCCAGCUUUCGCCAGCAUCGAGGGGCACCCCAGUCCUAACGCCGCCGUUGAGUGACAGUGCGAGCUCCACAAGGCCUCACCCAGCCUCAUCGAUCCCACUCGCGCUGGUCCGCAGAAUCGGCGAAUAUCCUUCCUUGCUAAUGAAGGGAGCUUUCAUGUCGCCACUUCUCCAUCUGUCGCUCUAUUCACUCUACAGUAAUGUCGUUCCCGACAUGACGUUGCUACCACAGACCUUGAUGGCAAUCGCCUGCGGCAGUGGCAUAAGAAGUUCGGACAGUAGUCGGUUUUUCAGACGGGCCAUGGACGCUGCGCGACAGAGACUAAUCGCCAGUUUCCCCACUCACCAGUGUAUGGAACAGUGGGAUGCAUUGCAUGCCAUGCUGGUCUACGAAGUCGUGGACCUGAGGGCAAGUCUUAUGGAAGCCACGGAGAAAUGGAGCCAUAAAGCGCCAGUCAAGGGGCUGCGUUCGCCUUUUCUUCUGAAAAUGACAAAUAGUUACCUCGGACAUUAUCCUCAGAUCCGUAACCCUGAUGUCGGCGUCUUCUCAGACCCGAACUCAAACCCAUGCCCAGCAGCCACAUCAGCAUGGGCCCGCUGGAGGAUCACCGAGACAGCUCGGCGAACGGUAUUCUUUGCCAACAUCGUCAACUUCUAUGGCAACCGUGACCAUCAAACCGGGAAGCAGACGCCGUAUUAUGAGCCGCUCAACGACGACCUCGUCCUCAACAUGCCCUUGCCCUGCAACGAAGCCGCGUGGUCGGCGCGUAACGAGGAGGAUUGGAGACUUGCAAUUGACAGCCUCCCACCUCUAGCAUCUCGCCUUUCGUCCAGCUGCAACAGCCUUGGAUGUGAAACCGUCUCGUCGGAGAUCUCGCUCAAGUCGAUCUUUUCCAAAUUCCCCAAAGAACAUCUUCAAGCCGAGCUCGGGACAAAGGCUGGCUUUGGCGAUUCCGACGAAUUCAGGGCCCUCAUAGUCCUCUGUGCGAGCGAACAGUUUGCUUGA